Molecule: messenger RNA, 597 nt
Organism: Dentiscutata erythropus
Lineage: Eukaryota; Fungi; Glomeromycota; Glomeromycetes; Diversisporales; Gigasporaceae
Source: the annotation of a GenBank genome assembly
UGGUGGGUUUUAGUUCUUUUUAAAACUCUUGGUGAAAAGUUAAACUCGAACAAAGAUAAUAUUAUUUCAUUGGUUGAAGCUACAAAAAAAGCUGCAUCUAAGGAAGAAAGAACUCCUUUUCAAGAAAAUUUUAAAAUUAGAGACGUGUGGAACUUGGCAAAGGUUCUCGCAGAAGAUUUUAGAAGACGACUUUUUGGAAGACAACUUUUUGGAAGACAACCUAAAAUAUGUAGCUACAUAAUUAUGGCUAUUAUUUUUAUUUGGAUAUUAUUGCUUUAUAAUCCUCUUUUAAUUGGAUUCAUUUUCGUUUAUAUAAUCGGUAAAUUUCUUUCUAAUGAACAAGCUGAUAAAUUUCUUUCUAAUGAAAAGGCUAGUCAUAAGCGCAAAAUAUUAAAAUCUUCACUCGAAGAGAAUAUAGGAAUAACAUUUGAUACCUCCACUCCGGUUAUUAUUAAAAAAUAUAUUAUCUAUACAGCUAUAUUAUGGUUAAAGAUGAAAACUAAGUAUCAAUUCAAAAUUGAAUCUAUGGUAAUAACUGAAAAGCAAAGAAAUGAGCUUAGGCGUCUUUUAUGUGGAAUAGUUAAUGAAGAAUAUUAG